AUGUAUAUAAGAGUUAAAAGAAAUAAUGUAAUUGCUAAAGAUUACAGAGUUAUUAGUAUGCCCAAUACUCAGUCAAAUGAUCUAAGCUAGGUAUCUUCCAUCCAAAUAAGAGGUUGUGGAUGCUGUGGAACAAAAUAGGUUUAUAGUGAUUCCAGGUAUAGAAAUUAAUAAUAUGAAGAAAAUUUUGCCACUAAAUUAUAAACAUUUACUAACAUAAUUGUUGAAAAAUCUUUAAGUUUUCAAGAUAAAAUGAAUUAAGAUGAAGUACUUACUGCAUUUUAGUGGUUUUACAAUAACAAAGAGAAAUUUCAAAUUCUGCGUAAUGAGGAGUCUUUGAAUACAACAAAUUAUUAAACUUAUAGAAAAAAUUGUAGAAUAAUUAAUGAAAUAACUACUUACAUAUAUUAGACUUUCAGGUUUUCUAUUUUAUUCAUUGCUCUAAAUUUGUAAUGAUUUAUUUAGAAUAAUAUUUUCAUAUUAAUUAAAGAAUGUUGAUAGAUAUAUGUAGGAAGAUUAAAAAAAGAAAUAUUUAGAAUAUAUCUAAGAAAUAGAAUCGCUAACAUAAGUAGAAGCAAUCAAUAUUUUGCUUAAUUGGGUGGAAUUCGAACUAUAAAUGAUUAAAACCUGGGUAGCUCAUUGUAGGACAAACUCUUAAAAAGGAAAGGAGUUAGUUAUAUCUAUUAUGUGCGGUUUGCUUUCACCUAAUUAAAACCCAGCGAUGAAGUAAUAUCUUCUGUUGUAGAAGGAGGAAAAUUCUUACUUUUGAAUUUAUAUGAUAAAUAAAUUCAAAACCCACUUCAAAUAUUGGAAAUCUAUUAUUAUUUCGAAAAUUUGAAAUGGUCCAUAUUAAAUCAGUUGAAAUUAGGCUAGUCCAUUUAGAAUAUUAUAAAACAAAUUACAGAUGGAUACUCAAAAUACAUUAAACAAUCUAAGGAUUGGAUAAUACAUUAUUGUUGGGUAAAUAUGAUAUCAGAUUUAAUGUGUUAUAGACCAAUUGUUUAUAAAGAUUAAUUAUUAUAAACAUUAUAAUCAGGUACUUCAGUUCAAGAUUCUUGGAAUUAAUUAAUCACUUCUAAUCAAGUAAUUUAAUUGCCUUAUAAUAAAUAAGCAGGUAGGCUGAAAAUAUUUGUAAACUAAAAUUUUAUAUUUAAAAAGUUUGCAACAUUAAAAUUAUUCUAGGAGUAUAUUAAAAUUAUGAUUGACAUACAAAGUUCAAAUAGUUUUUAUUAAUGCCCAAUUAUAUCAGUUUUAAUUUUAAUGACUUUUCAGCUGAUUAAUUAAAUUACGAAGAUAUAUUGAUAUAACUAAUUACAAAGUAAUCGAACAUUGAAUUAAUAAAUGCUUUAAUUAAAUAAUUAAGGUCUAAAAAGGAGGAAUUAUUAAAUAAUUUUGAAGUCGUAAAAUAAUAAUUGAGUUAACAUUAUUCCUAUUUACAAACUGAUAAACCAAUAGAAAUUAAUAUAAUUAGAUAAGAAAUAAUGUUUUUUAUGAAUCAAAUCAAAAAGUAAAACUUAAUUUUGCUGUGUUUAAUAAAUGAGAUAAAUUAAUUAGUAAAUAACGAGCUUUAAGUAAAUUAGAUAUUCUAAAUAAUUUUACAGGGACAUCAAUAAAAUUAAGGAGAAUAACUAAAAAUAUUAAAGUAAUAAAUAUUAACAUGUAUUGAAUAUCAUGAUUUUGGAUAUAAAUUUGUCACUAUACAACUAUUUCUCAUCAAGAAUUGAUAGAGAGAAGUCUUGAAUUUGAAAAACUGCUUGAACCUUAAUUAAACUAAAAUAGUUUAAUUUUUACAAGUAAUAAUAAUAAUCUAGAUAAAUUUCUGAUAUAAGUUUCUUCGAUAAAGAGAACCUUCUUAAAGAUUUUAGAGCAGAAAGAAUUUAAAAUUGUUAUUAAAGUAUCUAUAUCUUAAUUUAGCUUAGCUUCUUAAAUAAUUAGGCUUUACAAUCCAUAAUUGAUAUUAAAAUUGAUUCAGGAAAUUCAUUAAUAUUAUUAAAAUAUGUUUAAGGAAAAACUAUAAAUAGAACAAGUGUCUGAUGUUCAAAAAAUUCUUAUUAUGAUAUAAUCUAACUUAAAUAUUUAUAAAGGAUUAAAAAUGCUUCAUCAUGGGAAAUUAUUAUAGAUGUCCUCAAAAUUUUAAGGAAUGUUAGCAAAUUUAAGCACUAUCGAAAAUGAAAUAUAAAUAUAUAAUUAAACUAAUAUAAAUGAAUACAUAAAAAAAUAAUUAUUGAUAAGAAAGAGAAGUUUUAUUUAAUAAGUAAUAAAAUAUAGAAUUUUAAAAAGAUGAAUUAGCUGAUUUUAAUUUGCAUAUCUAAUCUUAUAAGUAAGGAAAUAAAUGAAAUAAAAAACAAAGAUUGGCUUGAUAAAAUCAAAUUCCAUCAUAAAGUUUUAUUGUCUGAAAUUCUAACUAAAUUAUAACUUAUUGGUUUAGUUUAGUGAGAUAAAAAAAUUAUCUAAUAGGAUAUUAUCAAAUUAUUAGAUGAACAUCUUUUGGAGAUGAAUUCAAAUAUAUAAACAGAUAUGGUUUCGUCAUAAGUAAAGAAUAUUUAAUAAAUGAACUUAGAAAAAUCAUUAAUGAAAUUAAGAUAAAACCAUUUAUUUGAUUGUGAAAGUUCAACGAAGAUAUUAGAUAAUUAAUAAUUAUUUCAUAAAAGUUAAAAUUAAUAUUCAAAUAAAAUCUUAAUAAUAAUCUCUCCAAAAAUUAAGAAACAAUAUUAUAGUUUUUUAAUAAGUUUAAAGGUACAUAUUCAUAAAGCCUAAAUUAAGUAAUAAUUGAUUUAUAACAAUUAACAUUAUAACUUUUUUAACCCAUUUAUAAUAAGGAAUAAAUUAUUUUUGAGAAGAAUUUUUGUCAAAACUUCCAAAAUAACCUAAAAUACCUUAAAUACCUGUCAUGAUAUAAAUACUUAGCUUUAAUACACUUAGUAUAGAUGAUUAGGAAAUAAAGCAGUAGGAUGAAAAACCUGAUAAUAUUAUAAAAUAUUAUUAUAGAAUUAAAAAAGGGCAAUAGAUUUAAUUAAGAAAAAGGAAUAAUUGAUAUAUUUGAAAAUUCAUCUUAUAAAGUGAGGGAAUUACUUUUAUUUAAUUUAAUUAAAAUGCAAUCAAUUAUCUAAGAAUAAACCAUUUAAGAGUUUUGUGAAAAAUAAUUACAAUAAAUCUGGAUUAUUGAAAAGCAUCCAAGUGUUCGAAAUCUACUUACAAAAUGA
Messenger RNA from Paramecium pentaurelia, 3200 nucleotides. Lineage: Eukaryota; Ciliophora; Oligohymenophorea; Peniculida; Parameciidae. The record is from the annotation of a GenBank genome assembly.